Messenger RNA from Xylona heveae TC161, 2853 nucleotides. RefSeq lists its product as hypothetical. The transcript has a single exon. Lineage: Eukaryota; Fungi; Ascomycota; Xylonomycetes; Xylonales; Xylonaceae. Bases 1 to 2853 code for a protein of 950 amino acids. The record is from RefSeq and is a predicted model, not a curated record.
AUGAUACCUACUUCCAUUGCACAGCUGGCAGCAGGUGCACUCCCGCACAGCCUUAUUUCAACACUUGGAUCAGCAAGUCCCUCUCAACUGGAUGGCCAGAGCGGCAUACCACAAACAGCCAAUAACGCAGGCCAUGCAAUUGUUGAGCCAGCUCUCACGUCGCCUGAAGGCUCAGUUAUCCCGUUGGAAAAUAUGAAUCACAAUCGUGACGAGCAAGAUAAUGACACCCCAACGCCAAAAACAUUCCCGAAGAAUGGUAUCCCGUGGACCCCUCCCUCAAUACCACAUGAACCCGCAGAGAAAGACCCAGCUACUCCAACAGCUGCCGUGAAUGAUAUUACGGAUAAAUUUCUUGUUUCCACCGGUUCUGUGAAUACGCAGCUUAACCACCGUAGCCCACCAACCCCAGAUGAUACUCCACCAAGGCGUAAAUCGAAACUUCCUGGGUCCCAGGCCCCUCCUACCCAGCGAUAUCCCUCAUCUCGUGCAGAGUCGUUCACUACAGCACAAGAGAACUUUUCAUCUGAUGAUGAAGGCAAUAAGGGUCCCCCGUCGCUGUGCGACACUCCCACACAAGCAAUGCAGAACUGGUUAGAUUCAACCAGAUCUGCUAGGCUAGAGAGCACUGACCUUGGGUUAGGGGUUGAGCCUUGCAAUUCCGACAAUGAGGAUAAGUUUCCGAAAUUGGAUGCGCAAGCUCUCAGUCAUACAAACAGCAAAUUUACAGAGUUUGAUGGGGCGUGGGAUCGCGAGCCCGAUAAAGGUACCGAGGCGCCACCACGGGAAUGGAACACAAACAUAUCGAGGAAUGUGACGUUACGAAGAAAACCAGAAAAGCGACAUGAUAAUUAUGCCUUCAAAACGGAGGCUGAAAUACAGAGACAGCCAUUGCCAGAGCUGAGUAACAGAUUUGAAGCAGACCAGCCUGGGCCCCGAGAGCCGAGUCUGCGAGACCGUAUUGAAAAUCAUCCGCGUGGUCGCCAGACAGAUUCAAUGGAGCGUUUUGCUAAAGAGAUAGAAUGGCCGUUUGAAGAAGAUAGUGCUUUGCACGGAACUCCUGAUGUUACAACGCCAGGCUUCGACAACCGUCGGCUUUCUGCCAUGUCUGCGACCUCGACCAUCGUCGAGGCGAUGAUUGUGGAUACAACCCCUCAGAGGCACAGGACGCUGCGUCAUACAGGCAAGAACUUAGCUUUGCGGAGGUCCGAUCCGGCACCACAGCUUCCCCGGGAAGGACGUCAAGAAUUUGAGAAACGCUUGUCGCAACCUGAGACAAAGACUCGGAAGCGCAACAGCAGAGCUAGCCCUUUUUCAAAUGGAUCUCUCUAUGGAUCACGACCGGCAUCUCUCGGACAAACGAAGCUGGACGAUGUCGUUCCUAUAGUGGUGAUUCCAGAGAGAACGUCUUCCUUUAAAUCUUCGACAGCCUCCAGCAGGGAGCAGUCAAGAGCGCAAUCUCUUAUCUUUCAAGACACGCCUGAAGAUAUCGGAAGCCCAGAUGAUCGGAACUUGACAGAUACUGCGCUGGAUGAUACAUUGAAAAACCCACUGAACCCGAAGAGCGAAGCUGCCGACGCAGGAAGGUCCCGUGAGAAGCGUGAGGCAUCGACCGUCCCCGUACAAAGCUCCUCGCAUGUCGGUCCGACGAACAGAAGUAAGCCGCAUACUCCAUCACUCAUCCUAAAUGGCUUUGAGAUUCCAAAGUCCCAGAGGAGAAGCAAGGCUUUCUCGUCGGAACAUGCCCCUAUUUCCUCUCCGAUCAUGUCAGAACAUGAUGGAGAAAAAGGCAGCCUGCAGUUGUCCCCUGAUGUACAAGGUGAACGAUCGUUGUCCUGGCAUACCAGUGCGUAUCACACCCCGUUUUCAGGAGCCUCAAUGACCUCAUCGACUGAGGGGUUGGAAGUGAGGGAAGCGACGGCUGUCAGCAUCUUCCCGCACCAUAACCACUCUUUGCUGGUUGUUCAGCAGCUUGCGCAGCCCGGUCCACGUCCAAGCGUGCGUGCAGGUCUUGAAAUGAUUGAUACAGGAGGCAACAAAGAUACAGCCCUACAUACCGGCCAUCCUCUCAGUCUCGUCCAAUCACCGUUGAAGAAUCCGCGUGCAGCUCCAGCACCUCCGGAAUUUAAGGUUAUUCCACCCACGCCUCUAGAGGAACAUGAUCGACAGAUUGGUAGCCGGGAUUUAUCCACUGGCCCGACUCGUGCAUUUUCGAUGGUCAGACGGGCACUAACUACACGACGGUUCUCUGACUCGAUCGUUUCCCCGUUUGCCCGAUUACAAACUUACAAGACCGUCACGAGUGAUAAGAAAAGAGUUCCCAGCGUAUCCGAGGAUACAGACAAUAGGCUGCACCCUUUCUGGAGACCUCGAGGCUUCUGGGACGAUCUUGAAGAUUCCGAAGCGGAAUCAGAUUCGGAAGACGAGGUGGACCCCAGAGAGCAAGCAUUGCUCACUGCCGCGUCUUUCUCACGCCAACAAUCUCCCCAUCGGACACUUUCGCUACCUGGUUCAUCUUUGCGUCGCAGAUGGGGCACGUUCCGAAAUAAUUAUCAAAACGAUGGGAGUAAUGAGCGUAUGCCGGCGACUUUAAACAGAAGGACUAGCAGAGCAAGUUUACGUAGUACUACCAGCUCAGGCAUCGUCAAAGCUUCUGCUAGACAACGAAGGCGACCCCGUGCGACAGCUAUCCCGGCUCUAGGCAUUCAGAUCGAGUACGUUGGCUUCAAAGGGUUAAAGGAAAGGCUUCGAGAGCGCAAGGAAAGGAAAGCAGAAGAGGCCCGGGAGGCGCGUCGAGAGAAGAUCAGGCAGAGCAUUGGCCCUAGGAUUAUCACUCCUGACACUCGCUAUUUUUAA